AUGUCCCUUGUUGAUCGUCGUCCUUUUCAAGAUUCACGAGGAAGAAUGGCCCAUUAUACUAUCACGCCGGCCCAGCGCGUAUUGGACAGUCUCUCUCUCUCUCUCUCUCUCUCUCUCUCUCUCUCUCUCUCUCUCUCUCUCUCUGUACAUCGUCCACUCGUUCGUCACUCCAUCCCCAUCGACAACGUCUCGCUUUCAUUCUUUCGCCUAAUACGUAAUCUACAUUCUGGAGAGGUUUCAAUUAUUACUACACUUUUCACUGGCUUUCUUUCGCCACUGUCCACCAUUCUCUUCUUUCAAACUAACGAAAUUUUCUUAUUUCCUUUCUUGUUCUUAUUCUCCUUCCUGUCACCAUAUUUUUUCUAUUUCCUUCAACUGUUAAAUUUAUCGCUCCUGCCACGGUUUUUAUCUCUUGCUUUCAAUUUUCCUUUCAUCUGUGAUUUUCUUAUUUUUCUCGUUAUUUUUUCUUUUACUUUUAAUUUAAUCUUUUCCUCCUCCUUUUUUUUUGUUGUUGUCUUUCGUUCCCUUUGUUCUAUUUCUUUCUUUCUUCUCUUUCUUUCCUUCUUCUCUUUCUUUCUUUCUUUCUUUCUUUCCUACUUUUCCCAGUAUAUAUGCGUUCAAUUUCUUUGUUUAAUAUUUUCUUUUUUCUCUCUUUUUUUUUCUUUACUAUUUGAUCUUUCUUGGUUUAAUAUUUUCUUUUUUCUUUCUUUCUUUAUUUUUUCUUUACUUUUCUGUUCCUAUCCUUGUCUCUUCGUUAUCUAUCUAUCUAUCUAUCUAUCUAUCUAUCUAUCCUUGUCUCUUCGUUAUCUAUCUAUCUAUCUAUCUAUCCUUGUCUCUUCGUUAUCUAUCUAUCUAUCCCAAUUUCUUCAUAUCUCCCCAUCUAUCGAUUUACUUCCUUCUCCACCUGUUCCUAACUUUCUAGCUAUCAGUCUAUCUUAG
Messenger RNA from Acanthosepion pharaonis, 939 nucleotides. Lineage: Eukaryota; Metazoa; Mollusca; Cephalopoda; Sepiida; Sepiidae. The record is from the annotation of a GenBank genome assembly.